Molecule: messenger RNA, 1359 nt
Organism: Scophthalmus maximus (turbot)
Lineage: Eukaryota; Metazoa; Chordata; Actinopteri; Pleuronectiformes; Scophthalmidae
Exons: 4
Coding region: 324-668 (114 amino acids)
Source: RefSeq, a predicted model, not a curated record
CGACAGCCUCUUGGAAACAGCCUAAGUUACGGAACACAACAACAGCCCCGUUUAGAAAUUUGCAACCUCGACACGAGGGGCGGAACAUAUUUUUUGGGGAAGAAGGACCACCGUCCGUGCGCAAUUACGCAAAGGAGUAGAGGAAUUCAGCCAGUCCGUCUUUAUUGUUUUGGUUUCUCCUCCAAGGGAUUCGUUCUUCUAUAGUUUGGGCUGCUCUCCACUCACAGAGACGACCUCUAGAUGCACGACGUCAUCGGUGCAGCUACAGCAUCACCUCUUGACUCUGAACUUCACCACCCAGUCCUCUGUGCGCACGGGACAGGAUGGGAUGCUCCACCAGUUCUCAAACUUCAGCGGUGGAAACCACUCGACCCAGCGCAAAGCCCGGGGAGAGCAACGGAACCAGCACUACAGGGGCGGCCAACGAAAAUGGCAAUGUAGCCGAGGACAGUGAAACCCUUCUGGACCAAACACCUGCAGCCACCGGCGAUGAUAAACCUUCGGACGAGCCUGCUGCAGCAGGCGAGGAGCCACAACCUGCAGCAGCCAGUCCGCCUGCAGAGGCAGAGGCAGCAGACAGCAGCGCUGAGACAGAGCAAGAAAAAGCAGAGGCCACGGCGACUGAUUCAGAACCCAAGACAGAGGCAGAACCAGCUCCCAGUGAGUGAAGUGCAACGCGAAUAACUGCACAGACCAAUUGCUUGGAAGUGUCUUACCUUGUCUGUAUGCAUGAGUGAAAGAAUGCGUGUGUGUGUGUGUGUGUGCUUUUGCAAAACACACGUCGUCUGGUUGCCAAGAUCCAAACCCUGUGAUAACGACAUACAGUCAGGGUCAUCACUGUGCCUUCUUCCCCUCCUGAUCGUGUAUGGCUGAAAUUUCUGCUUAGUUCUCCAGCACUUAGUGGGUGUGUUUAUUUCCAGAGGAAGCAAUUGUGUCAGAAUAUCUUAAAAUAUUCCAUCAAAAUUUCUAUUUAUUAAGUGUAUAGACAUUCAUGAUAGCAGAUGUCUUUAAUCUAACUCCGAACCUCAGAGUCCAUUCUGUAGUUUUCUACAAAAUUAUAAAUCUACGGAAAUCAAAGCCAAAAUAAAUUUAAUUUAUGAACGUAUAUUCUGUUUUGAGUAGCUGGCUUUGAUCUUACAACCAUGUUUGUAAUGAAUAUGAAGAGCCGCCCCACUGCAGGUUUACUGAGGACUGGUUUUAAACAUCAGUAUGAGUUCCUGAUGAGGACCAAUGAGAUGAAUGUGAGAGCUUUUGUUUUGUUUCUGAUGUGUCAUGACUUCCGUCUGGAAAGUAAACCUGAAAUCUGUAAUAAGCUAUUAACUGUCAAAAAAAAUAUUAAAAGGGCCACCUUGAAAAUGA